AUGCGAUACUCACUAAUUAGACUAGCACAGCAGCAGCUCAAUCAAACACAACUGAAUUCGAUUCGUAAAAAAUUGAUUGAAAAGAUCGUCCGAGUGGAUCACGCUGGUGAGUUGGGUGCUGAUCGCAUUUAUGCCGGACAAAUGGCUGUCUUGUCGAGUGGGUUCAUUGAAGUUUUUUUAACAUCAGCAUUUGAUACUGAGACCUCAACGUCGUCAGUUGUUCAGCAUAUGUGGGAUCAGGAACGUGAGCAUUUACGUAUUAUGGAACGAUUGCUGCAUAAACACGACGUUGCGCAUUCCAUAUUCAGUCCCGUUUUUAGUACAUUUGCAUAUGCACUUGGUGCGGGCACAGCUCUACUCGGUGAAAAGUCAGCAAUGGCGUGCACCGUAGCUGUAGAAGAGUUGAUCACGCAACAUUAUAAUAAUCAAAUCAGAGAACUGUCCGAAGAUGAUCCCGAAGUACAUUCGGACCUAAUUAAGUUACUAAAGAGACUACGUGAUGAAGAAGAUGAACAUCGUCAAACGGGUGUGGAUCAUAACGGACGUGAGGUAUGUAAGUGCUCAAUCGCUGUAAGUAGUUCUGCGCUGAAAAUAGCGUAG
Molecule: messenger RNA, 600 nt
Organism: Anisakis simplex (herring worm)
Lineage: Eukaryota; Metazoa; Nematoda; Chromadorea; Rhabditida; Anisakidae
Source: the annotation of a GenBank genome assembly